AUGAAUUGGUUGAGGAAUGACGCGGUGGGAGGCAACAUGAUGGCCUCAUUGUACAAUAUGGAAGACACGAGCAUAGGAAGCAGUGCGAAGACAUCGGGCGAAGGAUUAAAGACGGCUGCCACGUCCACAAGAAGCAGCAGAAUUAACGCGCCACACGCUGCGAACCACGUAUACCGCGUAGUACUGCCUUUCAAGGACGUUGAAUCGACUACCUCUACAUUUGCUGGUGGUCUACAGAAGCUUGGAGUCGAGAAAGGCGACCGUGUCGUGAUCUAUAUGCCAGCCGUGCAGGAAACAACGGUGGCGAUGCUUGAAUGUGCUUGCCUUGGUGCUGUGCAUUCGGUGGUGUUUAGUGGCUUUGCCACGUUCGAGCUAGCUGCACGCAUUGAAGAUGCAAAACCCAAGCUGAUCAUCUCAGCGAGUUGUGGUGUAGAGCUAAAGGGAGCUAUUGACUACGGACCACUGCUUAAUGGAGCGCUCGAGCGCUCGUCGUGGAAGCCAAGCACAGUCGUCAUGAUGCAACGUGAUCUCUGUCCAUUCUCAAUGACUAAAGGCCGUGAUGUCGACUGGAGAGAUGUGAUGGCCAUGGGGACUCCUGUUGAUGCAGUGCCAGUUCUUGCUACGGAUCUGCUCUACAUUUUGUACACGUUGGGCACAACGGGUCGUCCGAAGGGUGUCGUGCGAGAUAAUGGUGGCCACGCAGUUGCACUGAAGAGGGCGAUGCGCAAUGGCUUCGACAUCUCUCCAGACGACACAUUUUUUUUGCGGCCUCAGAUAUGGGUUGGACGCGCCUACUGCACUGCGAGCAAUUCGCAAGGACGAUCCGAGUGGCAUGCUGUUGAAAAGAAAAAAGGAAGAGAUUCGGAAGACGUUGAAACGAUGUUCGUAGCAGGUGAGCGAGGUGAUCCCAAGACAUUUAACUUUUUUUCGAAGGAGCUUGGUGUGCCUCUAAUCGACCACUGGUGGCAAACAGAGACUGGAUGGCCUAUCACUGCGCCGUGCGUUGGGAUGCAGACUGAUGAUGUAACCAAGGAUGGCCAACCGCGCAGCAAGGUGGGCUCUGUGGCUCGCCCUGGACCUGGGUGGGAUCUCCAGCUAAUGACUGUCGCCAAUGCCGGUUACGACGAGCACCAUAGAUUCAACCACGAAAACGAGAAGCAAGAUGGUGAGCUUGUGGUGAAACUGCCUCUACCUUCAGGCGCAUUGACCACACUGCACAACAAACCAGAUGACUCUUACAAGAAGUAUUUCGAGCGAUGCCCAGGCUACUACCACACCGGAGAUACCGGACACAUCGACGAAGAAGGUUUUGUAUAUGUUAUGUCACGAUCUGAUGACGUAAUCAACGUUGCGGGACAUCGUAUCACCACGGGAUCUAUCGAGGAAGUCAUCAUAAAUAUUCCCGAAGUCGUAGAGUGUGCAGCGUUUGGUGUCGCCGACUUGCUGAAAGGACAUCUUCCAGUUGCGCUAUUGGUGCUUGACAAAAAGAUUGAUCGACCGAAGAAAGAGAUCAUGAAUCAAGUGGUACGUGACGUGCGUGAGCAGAUGGGAAGAUUUGUGUGCUUAAAAGACAUCGGUCUGGUGCACGCGCUUCCCAAGACACGGUCCGGCAAGGUUAUGCGCGCAACUAUCAAGGCAGUUGCGGACUCAAACUUAUUUUGCGUACCGGCUACUAUUGACAACGCCGCUGUGCUGGAUGAUAUCUGCUUGGAGCGCCGGAAACUUGGCUACGCCAAGACGAAUUUCAUUGUUACUGGCAAGUAA
Molecule: messenger RNA, 1764 nt
Organism: Peronospora belbahrii
Lineage: Eukaryota; Oomycota; Peronosporomycetes; Peronosporales; Peronosporaceae
Source: the annotation of a GenBank genome assembly